Molecule: messenger RNA, 2200 nt
Organism: Oncorhynchus nerka (sockeye salmon)
Lineage: Eukaryota; Metazoa; Chordata; Actinopteri; Salmoniformes; Salmonidae
Exons: 3
Coding region: 304-1293 (329 amino acids)
Source: RefSeq, a predicted model, not a curated record
AAUAACUGUUACUGGUGAGCUGUCAUUGACAUCGAACGAUCAAGCUAUUUUUUUAAAUCUGAAACUAACCAGUAGCAGGUGUCUUCAAAACCACGCUCAAAGAGUCAGCCAUCCAGCCUUGGUCAUUUUUCUAUUCGAUUUGCGGCAAAACCGAAACGUCUGAGCAAUUAGGCUACUGGUUGAUUUGCAUCUUGUAACAACACUAUUUCAUUGCACACAAUGCAGGACACAGCAUCACCAAGAAUCAGAUUCAUUCCGCGUUUCACGGAUUUCCAGGAAGACCUAUAACCAAAGAGGCCAGCCAUGGAGGACAGGAGACUUCCCCCUACAGUGCCCUUAGUGGUCAAAACUGAGCCAGACACAGAGACCCGUAGGGUGAGAGAGGAGGAACAGCCUACCAUUCCCAUCAGGGUUAAAAAAGAGGACCUCUCUGAAGUGCCCCUCAAAUUGCCCAGAUUCAAGUACGUGGACUUCCCUUCGCUACACCAGUGCAUCCAGCAGCUCACAGUGCCACCCCUGGACAGCUGGCUGGAGGGCUUUCCCCUGGCUCUGGGAAGACCCUCUGGAGGACACACCCCUGUCACUUCCAAGGAGAAGGUUCCCAAGUUUCGGUAUGUAGAUUAUCCCUCUCUGCACCACUGCAUCCAGCAGCUGUCUGUGCCGCCUCUGGAGAGCUGGAGCUCGGGGUUGGCCAGGUCAGGGUGUGGGGUGACAGGGGGACCUGGAUCCACCAACUCUCAGCCCAGCUCUGUGAGGGGGAACCGGACAAUACAGGGAGAUGGUUCAGCAUCGGCUUACAAGCAGGACGAGUAUACUGCUUUCCCCUUUCCUGGUCCUGACUCCGGCUCCAUCCAGUGUGUGACCUCCUCAAACAAGGCAUCCCAUAAGCCUCAGCGGCUUCAGCUGCUCUUGAGCAGUCCACCCGGAUCCAGGCCUGCAUUAAGCUCACAGGGGGAAGAGGUUCGCCAUAACGUGGUGUGUUCAGAUCAGCUGUCUCAAAAGUUCUCUAAUCCCAAAUCUUGGGUUGCUGGAAUGAAGCGUGUCAGAGGAGCGGGACCACUCCAUCAGAGCAAUAGGAAGUCAGCUGGUGAUGAUGAAUGGCAUGCAGACUUAAAAAAAAUUACACAAAGUCAUCAAGAGGCCCAAGUAAAGCUAAGUGACUCUCCUGACCUAGGACAAGGGUUUUGGAGAACCAUCCCAGAGUCUGUCUGCCCCUUUUGCCAAAAGAUGUUUUCAGAUCCAGAGGAAUUGCAGAUCCACCAGAAGAGUCACAGAGAAAAGAAGCCUCAUUGAUGUCUUGACCAAGGAAAUGUACAGCUGACAACAAUGAACAUCUUAAAAACUGUGCAUCUACUUCAGUACUUGCUACACAGGCGUGGACUAGGGCAGGCUUCUCCACAAAUGAUUGGUCACCUGAUAAGAGUUCCACUGAGGUUGUUUUGAGUGUUCAGUGUUUAUCUUGAUGACCUAAGUGACUGACUACAAACAAACCACUUUAGCGAAGGGCUUCAUUCAUAAUUCAGUCUAGGAAUUAAGCUCUCAAUGUGAAAGACAGACCUGCAGUGGCUCUUGGUGGUCUUACAACUCCUUAUUUACCAAUGGGUUAAUUUGCCAGGAAGUUGUACACAUUAGAUGAGAUAUAACAAGGAAAUUAGCCAUUUGAUGUUGUUUAAAUUAAAAUGUCAGGAAUUAGAUUGAAAUGCAUUGUAGUGCAUACAUUUUUGUAUUACUGUAGUUGAGAAUGAGGCUUUCAUUUAUAUUCCUUAAAAGGGAUGCCAAUGUUUUCCUGUUUCCAAGCUGUUUUUGGCAGAAACAUGAAUAAGUGGGGGUAUCAGCACCUUGUUCACUGGAGAUGACUGCCUGUUCUAAUAUUUCAACAUAAUUAUCUAGAUUUGGGUGCCUAUAAAACCUUUAACAUUUGGCUUAUGCUGUGAAACAACACUUGCUUCUUUAUAAUUUCUUAUCUAAUGUUUUUAUGCUUUGUAUUUUAAUGUUUCUUUUUUACAAUGACAAUUAUAUAUAUAUUAUUGAUUGUAUUGUCUAGAAAUAACUUUAAACUUUGUUUUCAAUUCUGUGUGCAUUAAAGAUUUUCUAGUAAAGAUUACUCUACUUUACAUCUCCAACAAAUGCUUUACACUUACAAGUGUCACAUUCUUUUCAGUACAUACUAUACACUACAGCGUCAUCUAGAAAUUCCCAA